Messenger RNA from Mycotypha africana, 1112 nucleotides. Its product is annotated as DDHD domain-containing protein. The coding region runs from base 274 to 1011 and encodes 245 amino acids. The record is from RefSeq and is a predicted model, not a curated record. Lineage: Eukaryota; Fungi; Mucoromycota; Mucoromycetes; Mucorales; Mycotyphaceae. Gene Ontology annotation, molecular function: metal ion binding; glycerophospholipase activity. Gene Ontology annotation, cellular component: cytoplasm. The transcript is spliced from 3 exons.
ACCACCACUGCAAUUCAAAGUUGAAAACUUCUUUGCUGCAGGUUCACCAUUAGGCGUCAUAUUACUCUUGAGAGGUUUCAAGAUAGCGUCUCGUAAAACGCUCGAUUCCUCCAAUAUAACAAACGAUGACUUUCUUGCAGACGUGAAGUCACCGUCACCGACAUCGAUUAAUUAUUGCUAUCCAGCUGUAGAGAACCUGUAUAAUAUUUUUCAUAAGAACCUUUGAUCGCACGUCAUUACACAGCCAAAUUGAAACCUGAGCCUAUACCCUACAUGAAGGGCGGACUGAAGGGCGUCCUUGAUGCCAGUUUUAAUGUGGGCACUGGUAUUGCCACAAGAGCGGGUGCCAUGUACGAAUCACUGAAGAUGGGCUUAACAACUAAUCUGUUCAUGCGUGGUUUGGGUUUAUCAAGGCAACAGAUUUAUGAAGAUAUGCAUCCAGAAAAAGCUACUACGAGUCAUCAGAAUACAAUGGCAGAUAAACUACAAGAGUUUGAAGAGACUGAGGAUGGAAUAGUUACGACAUCAACGGCCACUACUACUCAUGCUGCUGUCGAUGUUACUGAGGGUAUCAUUUUUACGAACGGAAUUAGUACUGAUGACAAUCAUCAUCGCUUACAUAAAUUGACGAGGGUGAGAUCCAACAGCGAUCCUUUCAGCAAUAUCAGUGCUAGUAACAGUAGCAGUAACAGCAGCAUUGGUAAAGAAAGUUUGCAAAAGAAAAAGUCGACAGGCAAUGUACUACGAAGUAGUUCACCUGCUGCUACACCGACAGUUGCAUCGCUAAAAGUAGCUUCCCCAGCAGCAACAGCAGCAAAUACACAGUCUGUUGUGGCUCUAAAAGGAGCAGAGAGAUUAAAAAUGCUGAAUGCCACUGGACGAGUGGAUUAUUGUCUGCAAGAAGGUUUCUUGGAAAAUCCGUAUUUAAGUGCAUUCAGUGCGCACAUGCAGUACUGGCAGGAUUUGGACGUUGCAGCAUUUUUGGUUAAACAGAUUUAUUUGCAUGACUGAUGGAAAGCUAAAAUGGGCAAAAAAAAAUAUAAAAAAUUAAAUUGUCUAGAAAGUACAAAAAACAAAGAUAAUAUAGUGUAAACUGAUAAUGUAUAUAUGUA